UAUUUGGGAUAGCAAAGCAUUUAACGGGGGUUACACUUUUGAAAUGACAAAAGAAGAAAAAGACGUCGCAGUUUAAAGCGUCUACUACUUUAAAACACUCUUAAUUUGAAUAAAUGAACUUUGCAUAAACACUGAAUAACAGCAGAAGCAGAAGAUAGUGAGAGAAAGUGUAAAAAUGGAGUUAGAUGAAUGGGAUUUGAGUGCUGAACAACUCGAAUCCCUCGAAAAAGACGCUCUUCGUCAAAUUGCUCUUCGCAAAAACUCCAAUUCCAAUUCCAAUUCUACUACUAAUUUUGCAUCAACGACUACAACAACGACAACUCCUACCGUUUCCGGCGCCAAUUCGCAGCUUCCGCCAUUACCAAAUUCUCUCCCCUCUUCUUCUACUCAGUCAUUCAAGGAUUCUUCGAGGGUUCAAACUCAGGCGGAUGGUCCUUCAGGGUCCAGAGUCUUGCCAUCGUCCGUUGCACCAAAAACAGCUGAUGACUCUUCAAAGGAGGAACCAAAGCAUUCUGUCAAGUUCUUUCUUCAUGCUAGUGGAAAUAUAGCUAUCAGGUUUCCGUAUAACCAGGUUCUUAUAAAUGCUGUCAAGAAGAUUCCUAAAGCUACCUGGAAUGCAAAAGAGAGGCUAUGGAUAAUUCCACUGUCUUCUUUGUCAACUGCUGAAGACAUUCUCAGGGAAACUCCAGGGUUGAAAAUUGAGGUGGAAAAUCUGGACCCCUUAGUUCGGAGAGCUAUAACUGCUGCAACAGCUGCUCCGGAUCUUCAAGAUCGAUAUGACAAUAUUCCAAGCUAUAUAGAAACGAAGCUUCUACCAUUUCAGCGGGAGGGCGUCAGGUUUGUGUUGCAGAGGGGAGGUCGGGCUCUUAUAGCAGAUGAAAUGGGUCUGGGUAAGACUUUACAGGCAAUUGCUGUAGCCUUAUGUGUCCGUGAAGCGUGGCCUGUUUUGGUGCUUACACCUUCUUCUUUGCGUUUGCAUUGGGCUUCUAUGAUACAUGAAUGGCUGAAGAUUCCUCCGUCAGAUAUUGUUGUGUUAUUAUCUCAAUGUUCGGGAUCAAAUAGAGGGGGUUUUUCAGUGGUGUCCACAGCCAAGGGGACUGCUCGUCUUGAUGGUUUGUUCAAUAUUGUUUCCUACGACUCUGUUCCCAAGCUACAGGGGACUCUUAUGGCAUCAGAGUUUAAGGUUGUUAUUGCAGACGAGUCGCAUUAUUUGAAAAAUGCUCAAGCAAAGAGGACAGCUGCCUCUCUCCCAGUUAUAGGGAAAGCACAGUAUGCAAUUUUGCUUAGUGGAACUCCUGCUCUGUCAAGGCCAAUCGAGCUAUUCAAGCAGCUAGAAUCCCUCUAUCCUAGUGUUUACAAGAAUGUCCAUGAUUAUGGAAACCGAUAUUGCAGGGGUGGAGUAUUUGGAUUAUACCAAGGUUCAAGUAACCAUGAAGAAUUGCACAAUUUAAUGAAAGCAACACUCAUGAUACGCAGACUGAAGAAGGAUGUUCUUUAUGAGCUUCCUGUAAAACGUAGGCAGCAGGUCUUUCUGGAUCUGGCUGAAAAAGACUUGAGACAAAUUAAAGCAUUGUUUCUUGAGCUGGGGGUGGUGAAAGACAGGAUUAAAGCUAGCAGUUCCAAGGAUGAACAAGAGUCUCUCAAAUUUACUCAAAAGGGUUUGAUUAAUAAGAUAUAUACUGAUUCUGCAGAAGCAAAGAUUCCAGCAGUUAAGGAAUACCUGGGAACAGUCAUUGAGGCUGGAUGUAAAUUUCUAAUAUUUGCGCACCAUCAACCUAUGAUUGAAGCAAUACACCAGUUUUUACAGAAGAAAAAGGUUGGCUGCAUUCGCAUCGAUGGUGGUACACCUGCAGCAUCAAGACAAUCUUUGGUUACAGAAUUUCAGGAAAAUGAAGCAAUCAAGGCUGCAGUUCUGUCAAUUAAAGCUGGAGGUGUUGGUUUAACUCUAACAGCAGCUAGCACAGUUAUCUUUGCUGAGUUAUCUUGGACCCCUGGUGACUUGAUACAAGCCGAAGAUCGUGCUCAUAGAAUCGGCCAGGUCUCUUCGGUCAACGUAUAUUACCUUCUAGCAAAUGAUACUGUUGAUGAUAUUAUCUGGGACGUUGUUCAGAGCAAACUAGAAAAUCUUGGACAGGUUCUUGACGGACAAGAGAAUACCAUGGAAGUUUCAAGCAACCUACCAAGAUCUAGCCCUGCAAAGCAGAAAAUACUUAGCUCACACAGAUCACCUUCUUCUAGCCCUCAGAAGCAGAAAACACUACACAGCUCGCCUACUUGUAGCCCUAUGAAGCAGAAAACACUUGAUGGUUAUCUAAAACGAUGCGGUACCCCAGAUACAACUGAUGCUGAGCCUAGUUUGAAACAUCCGAGAAACUAAUUUUUUUUUUUUACUAACAAGGUUAUGUACUAUAUAUCUGUAUAAUUAGUCCUUUUGUAAAUGUACAUAAUUCAUGUCGACUUUGUAAAUUGGAGAAGCCAUCUGUUGAUAUAUCUGUAUCCGAGAACAAGCUUGUGCAUCUCAGAACUGUACUUCCCUUCUUCCCCUGCUACUUGUCUAGUUUGGGAAUUGGGAUUGUUGAAGGAAUGAGUUCCUUUUGAAUUUUGAUAACUAAUCACACUAAUUGAAGUUCCCAUGUAAUCACCUAUUGAAAAUUCAUUUCUAACCACUCAUUGUAAUUUGAAUUUGUCUUUUAUCUCAAAA
Messenger RNA from Chenopodium quinoa (quinoa), 2701 nucleotides. Its product is annotated as SWI/SNF-related matrix-associated actin-dependent regulator of chromatin subfamily A-like protein 1. Lineage: Eukaryota; Viridiplantae; Streptophyta; Magnoliopsida; Caryophyllales; Amaranthaceae. The record is from RefSeq and is a predicted model, not a curated record. The transcript has 24 exons. Gene Ontology annotation, cellular component: nuclear replication fork. The coding region runs from base 176 to 2377 and encodes 733 amino acids. Gene Ontology annotation, molecular function: ATP-dependent chromatin remodeler activity; ATP binding. Gene Ontology annotation, biological process: replication fork processing; DNA repair.